Messenger RNA from Sungouiella intermedia, 372 nucleotides. The record is from the annotation of a GenBank genome assembly. Lineage: Eukaryota; Fungi; Ascomycota; Pichiomycetes; Serinales; Metschnikowiaceae.
AUGAGAGGACUCGACUUACAAGCCGCCAUUGACCAAGAGAAAAUUUCCCAAGCAUACUUGGCAGAUCUCGUUUACAUGUACUCAAAUCAAAUUGGUAUAUUGCGAGCAGCGCUCGCUAACAGAGGAAUAACUCUACAAGAAUUGACUAUAGCCAUGGCACAAGUACAAGUCGAAUAUGUCCGGCGCCAGAAACUUGAGCAUAAAAUACAGCGGCAACUUCGGGUCAAUUCGAUUAUUGCCCAAUGCGAAAAGGAGGCUACCAGUGCCGCUAAGGCGCUCACGAAAUCUCCAGACAAGUCAAUCGAAAAAGUACUAUCUAGCUUGUACAAGAAGGAGUCGCGGAUGCUCAAGAAGUUAAAGCAGAUCUCUUGA